Messenger RNA from Daldinia vernicosa, 186 nucleotides. Its product is annotated as cytochrome-c oxidase, subunit VIIa. NCBI's taxonomy places the organism in Eukaryota, Fungi, Ascomycota, Sordariomycetes, Xylariales, Hypoxylaceae. Gene Ontology annotation, biological process: mitochondrial electron transport, cytochrome c to oxygen. The coding region runs from base 1 to 186 and encodes 61 amino acids. The transcript is spliced from 4 exons. The record is from RefSeq and is a predicted model, not a curated record.
AUGGCCGUCGCACCUAUCACCGGCAUGCUCCGACGGGGCCUCGUUACCGACCUCAGCAUUGCGCUCGGAUUGGGCGUAACCUUCGGUGCUCUCUACUGGCACGGAUACCACAUGCCGCGCACCUACGCCCGAGACAACUUCUACAGAAAACUCGAGCAAGAACGAGCUGCCGCGAGAAGCGUCUAG